AUGAAAGGGAGGCUUGUCGCCACCCUGGCGGCUACAAUUGGCUGCGGAUGGCAAAAUGGGACGGGGAUAGGUCCGUCGUCUACUAUAUCGCAAUGCUAUGGCACAAAUUUCAGUGAGCGCUCAUGCAGACAGCAGUGCAGCGCUGCGUAUUUGGCAGCGACGUCGAGGAUUAAGGUCAGGAAUCGCGCGUCGCCUCUAGGAGCUGGAUGGGGAAGAACCGAACGCUAUUGCUGGAAUGAAGAUGUGCAACAUGUGGUCGUAUCGGCGGCCGUACCACCAACUGUAUCCGCAGACGACAUCGACGUCACCAUCCAUAGCAACUCGCUGCACGCAUCGAACAAGAAAGCGCCGAUUCUACCCAUAAUAAGCGGUAAUACGAAGGGUAGCAUCGAUGUCGAUGGAAGCUUCUGGACGCUCGAGGAAGAACGUGGGAUUCUGGAACUGAAAAUCACACUUAAAAAGGCAGAAAAACAUGCUGGAGAUUGGUUCGGUGUAAUCAGAAAUGAGCGGGUACAACAACAGGCGUAUGAGCCAGUCGACCACCGUGAUGCCGGCGUUACCAAGGCACAGAGUUUAGAACCCAAAGGCGUCUUCUGGCAGCGCACGUUCACAACAAUCGACGCCCUUCAACUGGAAGAUAUGUUCGUAAGGUGGAUGAGCCGUGAACAGUCGGAGACGACGGAGUUUGGCAAGCCCAAGCUGCCAUUGAAUGUCGCAUACGUGCAAGAAAGCGGCGGUGGGAAGGUCGUGUACCAAACGGGUAACCUCGAUCUGGACGAGUAUCUGCAGGUUGUCAUCGUACCGGUGAUCACCGAGGAAAACAAACAUGCCGGAGGUGGGGCGCAACUCACCUUCGUCAACAGUCCAACUACACGAAUUAUAUCGGGGCAAAUGGGAGUCGAACAGGCCGAGAGAACCAUCACUGCGCUAAAUACACUAAUUCAAACUUUUGAAAGAGAUGUGCACAAAAUCGACGGCCUGAUAAAAAAUCGACAGCAACAGAGCGAGUCUUUCGACUACAUGGGCAGCGCAGCUUACGUCCAUACCGAUAACCUGGAGAGUUACGCGAAGUAUCACGAGGAAUUGAGAUCAUUAUCACCACAGAAUGCAGCCAAUUAUGAUCCAAAGCGCGUCUUUAAGGACGAUGAGGCGGGGGUCACGAUAGACUGGAACCCGACGGAUGACCCGUCGCAUGUCCCACAUGAGCAAAAUGAAGAAAAGAAAAAGAUACUCAUCAACAAGCUAACUGAGGCCAUCAAGCACACAAAAAGGCCGCAACCUCAGGAAACCGUCAAGCAGCUGGUAAACAAUGUUCGACAGUCAUUGGCGCUCAAUGAUGUGGAAUACGAGCAACUAAUGCAGAAGGCCGACGAACGCAUAAACAGGGAAAACGCUUUGAUCGCAGAGAAGCAAAAGAUUUUCAGUCAGAUGAAAUCUGUUCCCUCGCUAAGCGAAGCACAGCCAUCGAUUGAGGAGAUCGUUGCGGAAAUGUCGCAGCCGAAAAGCAAGGACACGUUCGACAUCGCCAUGGCGCACCCGGAGAGGAGCAUGCUGGCCAAAAAAUACGCAACCCUCUCCAGCGUCCAAAAGGAACAGCUAAGGCGUCGCUGGAAAACAAACGAGAAACGCCUUAAAUUGCUCAUCACCGAGCUCCUGCAGGCGCCCCCGGAAAAGUGCUCUACGUUAUGCAACACUUACACGGAUUUGUUAAUUUCAGAAGAUUACCCGACCCUCAUGCGGAGUUAUCUCUGUUUCAACGAAGUUAAGGAGAAUCACGAGAAAGAGCGGCUGGCGUUCCUCAACGAGUUUGUCGUUAGCCUCUACAAGGACCAAAAGAUAUACCUCUUGCACGACGAGAAGAUGCAGUUGCAAAAAAUUAAGCAGAUCAUCGUCUGGGCGCGCAACAACUUCGAGAGUCUAAACGACCUUGUUAUGAAUAACAAGCAACAGUAUGACACCAACUUCAUGAGUUACCUCAACUUGGCCAUCUCCAAGGAAGUUGAACGCAUUAGGGAGGAACAUGGGGAUGAGUCUCUGGACAGCGGAGCCGCCAAUCCUCAGGCGCAACCGUGGCUAUGCGUGCUCACAAUCAUACAACGAGCAAUCAAUUCGAUCGCCAAGGCCGACAUGGCCGAAGAUCUCAAUUUCAUCACUACUAUUGUCUCGUUCGACGAUCCAAAAGUGCGCAGCUACAUGCUGGAGUUCAUACUGGCCACCAUGCCACGAUCAGACUGGAAAGGCUUCAAGGACCUCAUCAUGUCAGCCAGCGAGUCGCUCAUACGCAAGCCGGCAAACGAAAGGGACGACCUGGAGCACACGGAGCCGCACUUCGUGGAGGCGGUCAUGCAACUGCGCGAAGAAGUGGAGAAGAUGAUACCGGACUGGAUCAUCGACGAAUUGCUCUCUGAGGAAGAUAGAAACUUCAUGAUACAUAACAACAGACAGAAGAUUCCACUGUUACAACUGGAUCUCGAACCCAAGCAACACGUGGAGGUCGCCACACAGCUGCCAGAUGCCGGCAGAAUGCCGACGGAAAAAACACCAGUGUUACCACUGAAACCGACCUAA
Babesia ovata is the source of this 2568-nucleotide messenger RNA. RefSeq names its product CS-domain containing conserved protein in Apicomplexa, putative. The transcript is spliced from 9 exons. The record is from RefSeq and is a predicted model, not a curated record. NCBI's taxonomy places the organism in Eukaryota, Apicomplexa, Aconoidasida, Piroplasmida, Babesiidae. The coding region runs from base 1 to 2568 and encodes 855 amino acids.